UGUCAAGCAGUUUCACUGAAACUGUCUCAUUCUGUGUGUGAACUCCUCUUUGCUUGCACGGACCGUCUUUCGCAUGGAUCAUUUAUCACUGGAUUUACCUGGGAAAGUUCUCUGCUACACCUAUACGGGACACUCGAGUUCAGAGUUUAACCCAGAAGGAAAAAAACAUGUCUCGUUCUGGCACUCUGGACCUGGACAAAUACAGCAGCUUGGGGAAAUCCCGAAGGUCCACUUCUCAUAAUCAACCCACAGUCCAGACCAAGCCUGGGGAUGUCCUGUGUGAUUUCUGCACCACCAGCAAGCAAAAGGCUGUGAAGUCCUGCUUGCUCUGCCUGGCCUCCUACUGUGAGAUCCAUCUCCAGUCUCACUACAACUACCCUGCCCUGAUGAAGCACAAGCUGGUGAUAGCCACGGGCCAGAUGAGAGAGAAAAUCUGCGCCCAGCAUGACAAGCUGCUGGAGGCUUUUUGUCGCACCGAUCAGACGUCUGUUUGUGUUUUGUGCAUGAUGGACGAACACAAGCACCAUGACACUGUCCCAGCUGGGACAGAGAGGACAGAGAAGCAGAAACAGCUGGGCUCCACUCUGCACAAGUCUCAGCAAAGGAUUGACGAGAGAGUGAAGAAAUGGCAGGAUCUCAGACAGGCUGUAGAGUCCGUUAAGCACUCAGCACAGACAGCUGUGGAUGAGAAUGAGCGUAUCUUCACUGAACUGAUACGCUCCAUUGAAAGGAAGUACAAUGAGGUAAAGGAGCAGGUGAGGGCCCAUGAGAAGACCACCGUCACACAGGCCGAGGGGAUGCUACAGCGCCUGGAGGAGGAGAUCACUCUCAUGAAGAAGAAACACACAGACCUGGAGAAGCUCUCACUCACUGACGACCACAUACACUUCCUGCAGAGUUGGCAGUCUCUGUCCGGUCCCUCAGGAUACGAAGACCUAAAUUGUGUCACUGUAGCCCCACACUAUUCCUUUGAUGCAACCAAGAGAGCCAUCGCCGCACUGAAGGUACAAGUAGAAGAGGUUAGCAAGGUAGAAGUCAGCAAAGUCUCCUCAGCAAUAAAGGAAGUCUACAUUUUGCAACCACUUGAACCAAUGAAAAAAGAGGUUUCCAUGAAAUUAAAACCGGUUGAUGUUCAACAACUUCAACCAAAGACAAGAGAAGAUUUCUUAAAAUACUACUGCCAGUUGACAUUGGACUCCAACAGUGCCCAUCCUAACCUUCACCUAUCAGAAGGGGGCACUGUAGCCAAGAUGAUGAACGAUCCCAAGAAUUACCCUGACCACCCAGACAGGUUUGACCACUGGCAGCAGGUACUGUGCAAGGAGUCACUGUCUGGGAGUCGGAGCUACUGGGAGGUGGAAUGGAAGGGAACAGAGAUAGAUAUCGCUGUAUCCUACUGGGGAAUCAGUCGAAAGGGAAAGAGCAAUGACUGCAGCCUAGGUUGGAACGAAAUGUCCUGGAGCCUGUAUUGUUCAGAUUCCAAAUACUCGUUUGUGCAUGAUAAUAAGAGUACAGACAUAGUAGUGCCGAGAUCAUCCAGAAUUGGCGUCUAUUUAGACCACAGGGUGGGUAUCCUUGAGUUUUACAGUGUGUCUGGGACUAUGAACCUCCUCCAAAGAGUCCAGACUACAUUUACUCAGGCUCUCUACCCUGCCUUUAGUGUGUGGGGUUUUGGUUCCAGUGUGAGACUGAGGCAAAACAGAGAAAUUCUUUAGCUAGGGUUUUAAGGGACCCAUUUACACUGUGUGGCUUAUUUUGCUCAUUUGUCUGUCUACAACUAUAAUUUCCAAGAGGUAUGCCAGCUGCAGGAAAUGUCACUGAUUGUGAUUGUUGAGAAAUUGUCAAGAUGAAUCAUGCAUGUAUGAUUCAUACAAAUAGUAAUCCUUUCUUUACUUUUCUAUUGCUUGUUAGUCUUAUAAUCACAUUUAAAUUGUGUGAAAUAUAAUUUACAUUUUAACUGAAUAAAAAACAACAGAAACUGCCAAUAUCUUUUAGAUGGUGAAGGC
Osmerus eperlanus (European smelt) is the source of this 2006-nucleotide messenger RNA. It is a transcript of the gene ftr14l, whose product is annotated as finTRIM family, member 14-like. Gene Ontology annotation, molecular function: protein binding; zinc ion binding. The record is from RefSeq and is a predicted model, not a curated record. Lineage: Eukaryota; Metazoa; Chordata; Actinopteri; Osmeriformes; Osmeridae. Bases 168 to 1715 code for a protein of 515 amino acids. The transcript is spliced from 8 exons.